ACGUUUUAGUAAUAAUUAAAAGUGUAAUUUUCUUAACAGUUAAAAUAGCUUUCACCCGCGGCUUUGCCCGCGUGAAUUUCGGUUUGUCGGAGAAAGACAUCGUUUCGACCUGGUAUUAAAAUACCUGGGUAAUUAUGAAAAAGUGACAGACGUAAUUACUUUUGUACUUAUAAUAUUAGUGAGGAUUCUGUUUUUUUUUUAUCCUCCGGCUGUAGUUCACUCAAUUGACGCAGUCGGUAGGACAUUCGAGUCAGUGCACGCCGCGUAAGUCUAGCAUUCAAAUAUCGUUUCCUGAUUAGGCCACGAAGCUUGUAUCUGGUAUCCAGGACCUACAGGAGCUGCAGUAUACAUUUAAAAUUGAAUCCGGCUAUCAAUUCGUCAACAAAAAGCAAUGCUGUGUCGAGAAACUACUAUGUGGCAGUUGGUACUCAUGAUCGCAGGGCUCGCGCUGGUCUGGGCCUACACCCGCUGGGCGCGCGUCAAGCGCUUCUGGGCCGAGCUUGGCGUGCCGCACCUCCGUGCGCAUCCCCUGUAUGGCAGCCUUGACUUCUUACAUCACGAAAACCCGGCAGUAUGGAUGCGAAGACUCUACGACCGCAAAUCUCCUUACACUGGCAUUUGGCUAUUCUGGAGACCAGCUCUGAUCAUCAAUUCACCGGAGAUAGCCCGCAGAGUCUUGGUCAAAGAUUCAGACUACUUCAGAGACAGAUUUCUGGGCACGGGGACGACGAAGGGAGAUCCUAUUGGAGGUCUCAGUCUAGUCCUUGCUAACGACCCACUGUGGUCGUCACUUAGACGCCAUGUGACACCCGUGUUCACGUCAGCAAAGCUGAAGGGCAUGCACACCCUCAACCUAGUCAAGUCAAAGGAGCUGGUGCAGAGAAUCGACAGGGAGUUGGCGCAAAAGAAGGACAUCGAAAUAAGAUCUGUCUACUCUGAUUUUACUACAGACAUAACCAGCAUCUUCGGCUUUGGAGUGGACAGCAACGCCACGCUCACUGGCGAGGGCUUGAUGAGGACCAUCACCCUGAACUUUAUGGAGUACGACUUGUUUAGAUCUUUCAGCUGGUACAGCAUUUUUUUCUUCCCUACGCUCGUGAAUAUCUUUAGAUUCAAAUUAUUCCCAAGGCACACUACCCGCUACUUCAAGAAAAUGUUCCGCAGUCUGUUGGCGCAACGCGGCGGGUACGCCGGGACCGAGCACCACGACCUGUUCGGCGCGCUCCUGAAGAUGAAGCACCAGGCUGACUUGAAGGGAGAAGCAAUGGAUGAAAAUCUAGUCCUAGCACAAGCUUUGACAUUCGUUCAGGCUGGAUUCGAUACCUCGGCGGUGAUGCUCACUUACAUUACAUAUGAACUAGCCUUCCAGCCAGAGAUACAGGACAAACUGUAUAAUGAGCUGUUGGAGGCGAGACAACGUAACGACGGCAAUGAUUUGGAUGGAAAUAUUCUCUCUGAACUAACCUACAUGAAUUGUGUCAUUAAUGGUAUCUUUCAAAGUAAUCAUGUAUUACACAUUAUGUAAUUUGAAAAAAAGCGCUUCGCAAAUAUCCGGCGAUGGGCUGGCUGGACCGCCUCGCAAGC
Ostrinia furnacalis (Asian corn borer) is the source of this 1584-nucleotide messenger RNA. RefSeq names its product probable cytochrome P450 6w1. The record is from RefSeq and is a predicted model, not a curated record. Gene Ontology annotation, molecular function: iron ion binding; monooxygenase activity; oxidoreductase activity, acting on paired donors, with incorporation or reduction of molecular oxygen. The transcript has 9 exons. The coding region runs from base 392 to 1525 and encodes 377 amino acids. Lineage: Eukaryota; Metazoa; Arthropoda; Insecta; Lepidoptera; Crambidae.